Kluyveromyces lactis is the source of this 450-nucleotide messenger RNA. RefSeq names its product Mix17p (gene MIX17). Gene Ontology annotation, biological process: mitochondrion organization. Gene Ontology annotation, cellular component: nucleus; mitochondrion. NCBI's taxonomy places the organism in Eukaryota, Fungi, Ascomycota, Saccharomycetes, Saccharomycetales, Saccharomycetaceae. The transcript has a single exon. Bases 1 to 450 code for a protein of 149 amino acids. The record is from RefSeq and is a predicted model, not a curated record.
AUGGCUCGUUCAAGAGGUUCUGCUAGACCGGUUUCAAGACCGCAAACUCGUUCUGCAUCUACUGUAGCUGCUCCAGCUCCAGCUCAGCACCAAGCUCCUAAUGCGUACUCGCAUCCACCACACACAGCUCAACCACAACAACCGGGUAUGUUCGCUCAGAUGGCUUCCACUGCCGCCGGUGUCGCCGUUGGUUCUACCAUCGGUCAUACUCUAGGUGCUGGUAUCACCGGUAUGUUCUCCGGUUCAUCAUCUGCACCAGCUGAACAACAGCAGCAACAAGUUGCUGCCCCAGUGCAGGCAGACACUUUCCAAAACCAACAAGCAACUCACUGUGACGUAGAUGCCAGAAACUUCACACGUUGUCUAGAGGACAACGGUGGUAACAUGCAAAUCUGUGACUACUACUUGCAACAAUUGAAGGCUUGCCAAGAAGCUGCUCGUCAAUACUAA